CUUGCGUCAACGAAAGACUUUCGUGGGAUCUCGGUUCCCCACUCUACCUGUAAUUCUUGUUUGAGCUUCUUCGCUUGCUCUUUUCUGUUUGUUCGAUUGGUUGGUAUAUAUAUUUUCUGUAGUGAGAGUAGACAACCAUGGCGGAUUCCAAGAAACGCUUUAACAUUCGGCCGUUCCGUACACACCAGCCGAUGGAUCGGGCCGACGCCAACGCGACUUGGGAGAUCUUGGAGCACGCCAUGGAUGAGAUUGCCAAUCGCAACGCCUCGCAGCUCAGUUUCGAAGAACUCUACCGGGCAGCCUACAAUCUCGUCCUCCACAAACACGGGGCACUGCUUUAUGAGGGCGUGACGGAAAAACUCAACGCAAUUCUGUUACAGUCGGUCGAAACCUUGGCCGCGCAACCGAACGAAACAUUGCUGGAAACCAUGGCGACGGUUUGGAACGAACACAUGAUCACCAUGACCAUGAUACGGGACAUCCUCAUGUACAUGGAUCGCACUUACGUCAUCCAGCAACGUCGUCGCGUUGUGUACGAGCUAGGCUUGCACCUGUUCCGUAUCACUGUCUGGGAACAUCCCGCUGUGGGUCCCAGGGUGAUGGAAUUGACUCUCGAUUUGAUAAAUUUGCAACGGAUCGGCAAAAUACCGGACGAUCGAGACGCUCGCCUCCAAAAUGUCGUACGCAUGCUGCUCGAACUCGGACGCGCGGACUUUCAAGCCAACGUGUACCACGAAUUCGAAACCGCGUUCUUGAGCACCACACUCGAAUUCUAUCAGCAGGAAUCGCUUUCAUUUCUUUCCAAUAACACAGCGAUUGACUACGCCGCCAAAGCCGCAUCCAGGUUGGAAGCGGAAGCCCGCCGGGCCAAAACUCUCCAACUGCCGGUGACUACGGAAGGUCCCUUGAUGACCACGCUCGAAACGGAAUGGAUUCAACGCCACUCCCGCGUACUCGUGGACAUGGAACCCUCCGGUUUUUCCGCCAUGCUCCAGGACGACACCAAAGUGCAGAGUUUGCGGGAUAUGUACGAUUUGUUCGUCCGUGUGCCCUCCUCGGUGGAUCAUUUGCGCGAGGCACUGGCGGCGCGGAUUAAGCAGGACGGGGCUGCUUUAGUGCAGGAUCAGGAAAAGGGUGCAUCCGAUCCGUCCGCCUUUUGUCGGGGUGUCCUCGUCAUGAAGGCCAAAUACGAUCGGAUCGUGAACGAGGCAUUUCGGGACGAAAAGAAAGCACAAAAGCGGAUGAAGGAAUCCUUUGAAGACUUUUUGAAUCAAGACGCUCGAGCGGCCUCGUGCCUGGCAACCUACGUCGACGAACUUUUGCGGGUGGGCUUGCGGGGCGCGACGGAGGUCCAGAUUCUGGACAGUCUCAACCAAGCCAUUGUCAUUUUCCGCUUCUUAUCCGACAAAGACGUAUUCGAGUCAUUUUACAAACAGCAGUUGGCGAAGCGUUUGUUGGGCGGUCGGUCCGUCUCGGACGACGCGGAACGCUCCAUGGUGAGUUUGCUCAAGGCUGAAUGUGGCUACCAAUUUACGACCAAACUUGAAGGCAUGUUCAACGAUAUGCGCAUCUCUAGAGAAACGAGGGACAAGUACAAGUCCUUCAAACGGCAGGAAGGCGAGAAAAAUAUGGUCGACAUUGAAGUGGACGUGUUGACGACGGGAUACUGGCCGUCGCAGAAUGUACCGCCUUGCACCCUUCCGGUUCCCAUCCAGGAAUCAAUUGAUCGCUUUUCCAAGUUCUACCUCGACAAGCACACAGGGCGGAAACUGAAGUGGCAAACAAACACUGGCGCCGCCGAGCUGAAAGUGACCUUUGGUACCGGUCCGGACAAGUAUCGUCGUCACGAGCUUUGCGUAUCCACCUAUCAAAUGUGCAUCCUCCUCCUAUUCAAUGACAAGGAGACGCUGACUUUGGCACAAAUCCGACAGCAGACGCAAAUCCCCGACCAAGAACUCCGCCGACACUUGAUUUCGCUGUGUACGCCCAAGAAUCGUAUUCUUAAAAAGGGUAGUAAAGGACGCGGCAUCAUUUCUGACGAGGACACCUUUACCUACAAUAUGGAUUUUACCAGCAAGCUCAAACGUGUUCGUAUUCCCCUGGUGAAGGAAGCUUCCAUGGUGCGCCCGGAAACAGCAGCUGGACUAAUAGGCGCGGACGGAAAAGAUGCUCACGUUGCACCUGGAUCUGUCCCAGUCUCGGUGGAAGAAGAUCGUCGACAUUUGGUGGAAGCGGCAAUCGUGCGCAUUAUGAAGGCUCGCAAAGCGCUGAAUCACAACGACUUGAUCGCGGAAGUAACCCGUCAACUUACCAACCGUUUUCAGCCGACCCCCCAGUUCAUCAAGAAGCGUAUUGAGAGUUUAAUUGAUCGGGAAUACUUGGAACGUUCCGAAAGAGAACACCGGGUUUACAACUACGUUGCCUAGUAGCAGUCUUGUACAACCAUCAAUUUGGUGGCGGCAACUAUUAUAACCACGAUUAAUUUCUGACUAAACAAUUAUAACCACAAUC
Molecule: messenger RNA, 2511 nt
Organism: Phaeodactylum tricornutum CCAP 1055/1
Lineage: Eukaryota; Bacillariophyta; Bacillariophyceae; Surirellales; Neidiaceae
Product: CULlin protein 3
Exons: 3
Coding region: 138-2426 (762 amino acids)
Biological process (GO): ubiquitin-dependent protein catabolic process; protein ubiquitination
Cellular component (GO): cullin-RING ubiquitin ligase complex
Molecular function (GO): ubiquitin protein ligase binding
Source: RefSeq, a predicted model, not a curated record